AUGUGGGGACCCGGGGUCACGGCCGAGGGCCUUUCGGUGGCGCCGGCGCCGCCGCCGCUGCUGCCGCUGCUGCUGCUGCUGGCGCUGGCGCUGGUGGCGCCCUCGCGGGGCGGCGGGGGCUGCGCGGAGCUGGCGUGCGGCGAGCGGGAGCGCUGCUGCGACGCGGCCAACGCCACGGCCGUGCGCUGCUGCAAGCUGCCGCUGCACGCCUUCCUCGACAACGUGGGCUGGUUCGUGCGCAAGCUCUCCGGGCUGCUCAUCCUGCUCGUCCUCUUCGCCAUCGGCUACUUUCUGCAGCGCAUCAUCUGCCCCAGUCCCCGCAGGUACCCGCGCGGGCAGGCGCGGCCCGGGCAGGCGCGGCCGGGGCCGCCUGGGGGCGCCGGGCCGCCGGGAGCCGCGGGGCCGCCCGACGACGACGACGACUCGCCCGCGCUGCUGCGGGAUGAGGCCGCCGCCGGCUCCCAGGACUCGCUGCUGGACAGUGGCGGCGGCGGUCGGGCCCGGGGAGGCGGCGGGUUCCUGGUCCCCUCCUGCGCCUCCGAGCACGAGCUGCGCUUAGUCUCGCCCGCCUUCCUGCAGCUGCCCAGCUACGAGGAGGUCAAGUACCUGCCCACCUACGAGGAGUCCAUGCGGCUGCAGCAGCUCGGCCCCGGGGAGGUCGUGCUGCCCGUGUCGGUGCUCGGCCGCCCUCGAAGUGGCGGCCCCGGGGAGCACGACGGCGGCGAGGGCCGCUUCCCGCUCAUCUGAGCGCCCGGGACGGGGCCCCUCGAGGACCACGAGGACCGAACUGGGCUGGGGGCUGCGGGUGGGACGCGCAGCUGGGAUGGCCGUGGCCGCCAACAACUGCCUCUGACCUCGCCUGCCACCCCGGGCUAAUCGCCCGAUCGCCAGGCGACUGGAUUGGGGUCACACGCUUUCUCUCGACCUUAAGUUUCCCUGCGUUUCGUUCGGUCCAAGGAAACGUUAGGCGCGCGCGCGGCGGGGCCACAGCAGCGGACCAGGCCAGAGCGCAACUUGGAAGGACGGUCCCCGCCUUCAGCUUGUGUUCCCUCGAAAUUUUGGAGAAGAAAUGAAGCGCCCUUCAUAAGAAUAUAAAUAGAUACCACCACCAUCUACAAGAAGAAAAU
Molecule: messenger RNA, 1127 nt
Organism: Eptesicus fuscus (big brown bat)
Lineage: Eukaryota; Metazoa; Chordata; Mammalia; Chiroptera; Vespertilionidae
Gene: C3H3orf80
Product: chromosome 3 C3orf80 homolog
Exons: 2
Coding region: 1-747 (248 amino acids)
Source: RefSeq, a predicted model, not a curated record